AUGAUGCAAAGUGAAGAAUCUAGCGACACUACAUUUACUGCUGCAAAUCCAUAUAGUCGAAUAUGGACUAGUUAUAUUGAAAAAACAACUGUAUAUCCUAAAUCUAGGUGGUUUGUUUUAUUAGGAAUGUUAAUUUUAUAUGGAAUGAGAGUUUAUCAUUAUCAAGGUUUUUAUAUUGUAACUUAUGGACUCUCUAUAUAUAUUUUAAAUCUAUUUAUUGGAUUUUUGUCUCCUCAAAUAGAUCCAGAAGAAGAAGGUAUGGUUUUACCUGUACACGAUUCUCAAGAGUUUAGACCUUUUCAACGAAGGUUACCAGAGUUUAAGUUUUGGCUUUCUGCAACUAGGGCUACAAUUAUAUCAUUUAUAAUGACAUUUUUUGAUGUAUUUGAUUUGCCUGUGUUUUGGCCAAUACUACUAGUAUAUUUCAUAUUUUUAUUUAUUCUAACUAUGAGACAGCAAAUUCAGCAUAUGAUAAAAUAUCGCUAUAUACCAUUUUCUUGGGGUAAACAGACAUAUGGUGAUCUUACUAAAGGAUAUGCCUCUGGGUACAAAAAAACCAAUAUAGGAGGUAUUGGAUUAACUUCUCUAGGUGAAAAGUGA
Cryptosporidium muris RN66 is the source of this 600-nucleotide messenger RNA. RefSeq names its product RER1 protein, putative. The transcript is spliced from 4 exons. Lineage: Eukaryota; Apicomplexa; Conoidasida; Eucoccidiorida; Cryptosporidiidae. The coding region runs from base 1 to 600 and encodes 199 amino acids. Gene Ontology annotation, cellular component: Golgi membrane. The record is from RefSeq and is a predicted model, not a curated record. Gene Ontology annotation, biological process: retrograde vesicle-mediated transport, Golgi to endoplasmic reticulum; protein retention in ER lumen.